GAACUUUGUCGUAUAGUAGUUACCCCCCUUGAGAUAGCUCUUCAAAAUCGGAGAGGCCAGCAUGAACUGUCAAAAGUCGAUUGAUUUCGCGAUAUUAAGUGCUUUUGUUAUUGAAAUCCUGCUUCCAUAUCUGGAUUUAAUGUUGAUAUAAAUGUGCCAAGAUGACUCAUGAAAGUGGAUACUUUGUAUCAGCAUUACUGGCAGGCGGGGCUGCAGGAACAUCUGUUGAUCUGGCGUUGUUCCCAUUGGACACAGUGAAGACCCGGUUACAGAGUGCCAAGGGAUUCUGGAAAGCUGGAGGGUUCUCGGGAAUAUAUUCGGGCGUUGGUGCUGUAGCUCUUGGCUCCGCUCCUAUUGCUGCCCUUUUUUUUGUGACGUACGAGGGCGUGAAGUAUCUGGCUAAACCACGAGUGAGCCCGCAGUGGGAACCAGUGGUCCACAUGAUCGCAGCCUCAGCGGGGGAAGUGGGCGCAUGUUUGCUGAGAGUACCUGUCGAGGUGGUGAAACAGAGAGCCCAGGCCAACAGACAGUCUUCCUCGCUGAACGAGUUCAAACACACACUCAAGACUGAGGGUUUCCGGGGACUGUACAGGGGAUACUCGAGCACUGUGAUCAGGGAAAUACCCUUCUCCUUCAUUCAGUUUCCACUCUGGGAGGGAUUAAAGGGAUGGUGGUCAAAAUAUCAAGGUCAUCCCGUAGAGCCGUGGCAGUCGGCCAUAUGUGGGGCAGCAGCAGGCUGUUUUGGGGCAGGGAUAACAACACCCCUGGAUGUCGCCAAAACUCGAAUCAUGUUAGCAGAGAAAGGCAGCGAGCUAUCUCAAGGCAGAAUUCUGUCAACACUGAGACUUGUCUACAUGGAAAAGGGCAUUAAGGGGCUGUACAGUGGGUUACUGCCCCGCAUGUUGUGGAUCUCUAUAGGAGGGGCCAUAUUCCUAGGUGUCUUUGACAAGGCUAGAAAGACUGUCUACACGCUAUAUAACAAAUAUGAUGAGAAAAUUUCUUAGCAUUGAAUAAAAAUUCUGGUUUUUAAUUUGUUAUAUUUGAUAAUUUUUUAUUCUCAAUAUAUUAAUAAAUAAAAUGAUUUU
Molecule: messenger RNA, 1085 nt
Organism: Mya arenaria
Lineage: Eukaryota; Metazoa; Mollusca; Bivalvia; Myida; Myidae
Product: S-adenosylmethionine mitochondrial carrier protein-like
Exons: 10
Coding region: 162-1004 (280 amino acids)
Biological process (GO): transmembrane transport
Cellular component (GO): mitochondrial inner membrane
Molecular function (GO): S-adenosyl-L-methionine transmembrane transporter activity
Source: RefSeq, a predicted model, not a curated record